Molecule: messenger RNA, 854 nt
Organism: Calidris pugnax (ruff)
Lineage: Eukaryota; Metazoa; Chordata; Aves; Charadriiformes; Scolopacidae
Product: prenylcysteine oxidase-like
Exons: 3
Coding region: 1-774 (257 amino acids)
Biological process (GO): prenylcysteine catabolic process; prenylated protein catabolic process
Molecular function (GO): prenylcysteine oxidase activity
Source: RefSeq, a predicted model, not a curated record
AUGCGCCGCCGCUUCCCGCCCUCCGCCGGGCUGGCGGUGGCCCCGGCGACGCAGGGGGGGCUGGCGGGCAUCUACGACGGGGAAGGGUUUGUGUUCGAGGAGAGCGGGGAGGCGGCGCAGCUGUACCACGUCACCUACCGCACGGCGCAGGGCUUGACGGGGGACACCUACGACCUGGUGGUGAUCGCCGCUCCGUUGGGCGCCCCGUUGGCCAACAUCUCCUUCUUGAACUUCCAACCUCCCAUCCCGUCCUUUCCCAACCCUUACCACCAAACCGUCGCCACCUUCGUCCACGGCCGCUUAAAUUCCUCUUUUUUCGGUUACCGGGAUCCUUCCUCUUUCCGUUUGGGCGUCAUCUUCACCACCGACAACCCCAACCUCUUCAUCAACAGCUUGGGGAUGGUAUCUCCAGUUGAGAAGAAAGACGACGAUGACGACGAUGAUGAAAAAACCACCCCUUUGGCCGUCUGGAAAGUGUUUUCUCGGGAAGAACUCACCAAAGAGGAGUUGGAUUUGCUUUUUGUUUCUUACGAUUCGGUGAAAUCCAAGAAAUGGUUGGCGUACCCUCGGUACGACCCCCCGGAGAGGUGUCCUCCCAUCCUUCUCCAUCGGCACCUCUACUACCUCAACGGCUUGGAACGCGCCGCCAGCGCCGCCGAGCUCAGCGCCGUGGCCGCCAAAAACGUCGCCCUUUUGGCUUUCCACCGGUGGCACGGCAACCCCCGCGCCGUCGACCAGCAGGAUCUGGAGGAGAAGCUGAAAACCGAGCUCUGAAAACCCCCCCUAAUUAAUUAAUUAAAGGUAACGAAGGAGGAAUUCCUCAUUUAGCGUCUUCCAACCCUAAAAAAAAAAAA